AUGCCGAGAAUGGUGAAAGAAUUGGAUGUUGAUACUUCGCCAGGUUACAGAAAAGCAGCUUAUUAUUUGCUUUCUUCAAUGAAUCAGACCGUAAAUCCAUGUGAUGAUUUUUUUGAAUAUUCUUGUGGACGUUGGAUAUCUGAGCAUCCGAUACCGAAUGAUCUUUCUACAUACGAGAUUUUUGUUUCAGUUCGUGAAAAAGUAGGAGAAAAAAUGCGAGAACUUUAUGAUUCAAAACAAUUGACGAAUUCAAAGGCAGUGAAUACGGUGAAAAUGAUAUAUCAUACUUGUAUGGACACUAACCGACUACGCAGUAUGCAAGGCGAAGAAAUUGUUAAAGCUAUUAAGAAUCUUGGUAACUGGCCAAUGGUAUAUGGAGAAAAAUGGCCUGAAGAGAAAUUCGAUUUCACGGAAAUUAUGAUCCGAAUUGCACAGACGCGAUUUUCUAGCAUUUUCAUGAGUAUCCAUGUAUCGUCUGAUCAAAAGAAUAUUUCAAGACGUUUAAUUACUAUUGAUCAAGGAAAACUGGCACUUGGUUUUGGUACUAGAGAAUACUAUUUGAAUGCCAAAAACUAUGCAUCACAAUUGAAUGCUUAUAAGGAAUAUAUUAUUGACAAAGCAAUGCUCAUUUCAUACGAUGCUAGAAUAUCGAGGAAACGAAGUGAAAUCGAUAAAGAAGCCGAUGAUAUCAUCGAAUUUGAGAAGAACCUUGCUCAGAUUAUGGUUCCAGAGGAAAAUCGAAGAAACUAUACUUUGCUAUACCAUCAAUACAAUCUUAGUGAGCUGCCCAUCUUUAUGUCGGAGAUGGAUUGGAAUAAGUACUUUCGAGCUGUGAUUCCCAAUGAUAUACACUGGUAUCUAAAUAAAGAUCCAAUUAUCAAUAUUGUCGAUGUGGAAUUCUUGAAACGACUUAAUAUAACGCCUAAACGAACGUUGGCAAAUUAUAUGAUAUGGUUUUAUACAUUGACAUGGAAUUUUCAAUUGGAUGAACGAUACGAUGACAUUUAUCAGAAGUUUCUUCGGAUUAUUAUCGGGAAAAAAAUGAAAUCAUCACGAUGGAAGAUUUGCAGUCAAAUAGCUGCGGAACGAAUGGGUUUUGCUGCAGGAGCUUUAUAUGUCAAUUCUUUCUUUAAUGAAGCUGACAAGCGAUCAGUACUCGAAAUGGUGAACCUUUUAAAAGAUGCCUUCAAAGAAAUGCUGAAAGAAUAUGAUUGGUUGCAUGAAAGUACUCGGCAGAAAGCAUUACAAAAGAUCAAUGAAAUGUUAAGUUUGAUUGGCUAUCCAGAAUUCAUCCGAAAUACCAAAAAUCUCGACGGGUAUUACAAACUACUACAUAUUUAUCCCAAUGAUACAUUUGCUCAAAUCAUCACAAAGACGUCACGUUGGUCGAUGGAACGCUCAUAUCGAAAAUUGGUGAAAACUUUUAAAAGAGCAGAACUUGGUACUUCAGCAUCCACUGUGAAUGCUUUUUAUUCAUCGUUUAAAAAUGCUAUCGUAUUUCCGGCAGCCAUUCUUCAAGCGCCAUUUUUUGAUCGAACUUUUCCGAAAGCCAUGAAUUUUGGUGCCAUUGGAUCGGUUAUUGGGCAUGAAGUGAUCCAUGGAUUUGAUGACCGAGGAAGCCAAUUUGAUUAUCAAGGCAGCUUGCGUAACUGGUGGGAUAGUGUAACAAAAGAAAAUUUCAAGGUAAAAAAAAACUGUUUCAUCAAAGAAUAUGACAAUUACAUUAUCCCCGGAUCAGAUUUACACAUCAGCGGUCUUCGUACAUUAGACGAAAAUAUCGCUGAUAAUGGUGGUAUUAAAGAAGCUUUCCGAAAACGUUUACCAGGACUCGAACAUCUCGAUAUGAAUCAAAUAUUCUUUCUAAGUAAUGCACAGAUCUGGUGUGGACAUUCACAACCAGCUGCUUUAGUUAAACGAGUGCUAACCGGUCAACAUGCGCCACUUCGAUUCCGUGUUAAUGGAGUAGUCGUUAAUCAGCCUGAUUUUGCAAAAGCUUUCAAAUGUCCAUUAAAUUCACCAAUGAAUCCAAUAUCGAAAUGUUCAUUAUGGUGA
Molecule: messenger RNA, 2052 nt
Organism: Cercopithifilaria johnstoni
Lineage: Eukaryota; Metazoa; Nematoda; Chromadorea; Rhabditida; Onchocercidae
Source: the annotation of a GenBank genome assembly